GUCCGUAAACAGUGUCCACUCAUCAAUCAUUCCUCUGCUUCCUGCAGCUGAAUCUCCCAGGAGGCAUCAUCAGAUCCUUUCAAUCUUGAAGACUGACAUGAAGUCCCUGUGGACUCUAACUCAAUGGAAGAUCAGGAGGGGUCCCUGACCCUGAGAUUUAAAAGCCCCACCCUCGGAACAAGAUUAGAAAACUCACAGGGAUUCAGAAAUCUGGUGGUAACAACCUUGGCUCUUUCCCUGGUGUUUUCUUUCAUGGGAAAUUCCAGCAGUGCUCCGCAGAGAUUCUUUGAGAGAAGGAACUGGACCCCUCAAGCUAUGCUGUACCUGAAGGGCGCACGUACGUUGCAAAUACUUGGCAGUUCCGACAGCAUUAAUCAAGGGACAAAGACAGCGGAGGAUGGGGGCGGAAGCGGGGUGGCGCGGGCAGGGGAUGGAAAAGCUAUUUCACAGAGGUUUCUCCAGGACUGUAGAUACUGGAACAGGAUUCAUCAAGAUGAAUAUUUAAAUGUUAACAGAAUCAUGUAUAUUUUUGUUUCUCCAGAAAGACGAAGCCCAAAUCCCCAGCUACUGACUUUUCCAGAGGCAGGAGCUGUGCUGUGGGCUUUCUUGCAGAAACCGCAAGAAGCUGGAGAAGAAAACUUUGAUCAAACCAGAUUCCUAGAAGACAGUCUGCUAAAGUGAUGAAAAUAUACCAGAUUACAUUCAAUUAUAGUUGUAUUCUCGGUGGAAACAUGAACCGUGGGAAUAAAGCCCUGGGACUCUUUUGACUUCAUUUGUGAUCUUAGGAACACACCCGGCCAGUAUUAGUCUUCCAGAAGCUAAAGUGAUGUCUAGUUCUUAGUGAGAACAUUGUCACCCUCUUCCAUUGCGUCAGGUCCUGGUUAGAUCACUUUGUGUCUUACUCACAAAUAUUUCAGCUCAUCUAUAAUUAUAAGAUUGAAGGCUCUUUAGAGGAGGGUUCUUUCUGUUACAACAAAUACCCAUCUUGAACUAAUAAUUCUUAGUUGUUGGUGUUUUCAUUGUUACCCAUUUGCAUUGUCUUGUCACUUGGCAGCGAAUCCCCACUGCUUUUGCCUCUUUUUUUACCUCCAGGGAUGUGAUUGCUGAGAAAGGGGACCAUUGGUGAGGCUAGAGCCAGUGGAAGGUUCUGUAGCCAGGAGCCCCCCACUUUGUGCUCUCUGUGGAGCUCCCAGAAUUCAGUUUAGAAAUGUGGAUCUAAACGUUACUGGGAAAUAAGCAGAUAGAGACACAUUCUACUCUUGGGUGCAUUGUACAAAAGAAACAAAUCAGUUUUUCAGAGGUAACCCAUUUUCCAUGGCUAAAGAGGCUCAAAGACUGUUUAUUAUAAUUGACUAGAAUGCUAAGCUUUCUUUCACAUAAAAGCAUUACAUAAAGUCACCCUGAAUAACGUAAGUGUGUGGUAAUAUGCCUAAGUUAUUCAAAUUUAUUCAUUUAAAAAAAAGUCAACUAGGUUUCAGUACUAUCUGAAAAAUAAAAUACAUAUACACACAUACCUACAGCAAGCAUCAUAGUAUAUUUAUUUGGAAUUACAGUAUGACCAUCAUGUUAAUUACUUUUGACCUAAUGAGUUGAAAGUUGUUAUCGAUAAAUGUCAUAAGUGGAAAGUAUUGUUAAUUCUUAUUGUCAUCAGUAUAUAGCUAUUAGUCAGUAGCUAAAGAAUAUCGUUAUGUGAAUGUUUCUGUAACUUGGAAUUACAAUUUUACUGUGUUAAUUAAGUAAUCAAAACCCUACUUAUAAGAUGUCUGUAUUUCUUUUCACCAUUGAAUAAUUAUAUCCAAUAAUAUAUUGCAUAAUAACUAUACUCAAGUUAAUGUAACAUUGAUCUCUGCCAAAAAAUAAUGUGCUAGCAUUAAAAAAAAAUCUAUGUGGCAUUAUAAUAGGUGCCUGUCAUUCAUUAUGAUUUGAUUUUAAAGUGGAUUUUCUAGCCAGUGUGUAUGUCCAGUGUAUUGAGAAUUAUUUACUCAUCUAACACAGACUUGUAUUAUAGGCUAUUUAAAUAUAUUGUGUCUAUUCCCA
Molecule: messenger RNA, 2037 nt
Organism: Vicugna pacos (alpaca)
Lineage: Eukaryota; Metazoa; Chordata; Mammalia; Artiodactyla; Camelidae
Source: RefSeq, a predicted model, not a curated record